Molecule: messenger RNA, 306 nt
Organism: Dovyalis caffra
Lineage: Eukaryota; Viridiplantae; Streptophyta; Magnoliopsida; Malpighiales; Salicaceae
Source: the annotation of a GenBank genome assembly
AUGGCAACAACAGGUGGUAUUAAAGAGGUGGAAGGAUCAGCUAACAGUCUUGAAAUCGACGCUCUUGCUCGUUUUGCUGUUGAUGAUUACAACAAGAAACAUAAUUCGCUGUUGGAGUUCAAGAAGGUGCUGAACACGAAGCAGCAGGUGGUAUCUGGGACGAUUUACUAUAUAACCUUGGAGGUAACUGAAGGGGGUCACAACAAAGUGUAUGAAGCCAAGGUUUGGGAGAAGCCAUGGAUGAAUUUUAAGGAGGUUCAGGAAUUCAAGCUUGUUGGGGAUGCUCCUUCUGGCUCUAGCGCUUAG